This is a messenger RNA of Cricetulus griseus (Chinese hamster), 5375 nucleotides long. The record is from RefSeq and is a predicted model, not a curated record. NCBI's taxonomy places the organism in Eukaryota, Metazoa, Chordata, Mammalia, Rodentia, Cricetidae.
UGGCAGACAGGGUGACAAAUCAAGUCUCGACCUUUGAAAGCAAAACACUGACUGCAACCCCCUGGCAACUCGGAGCUGGGAAGGGAUCCAGGAGGCUGUACCUCGGGGUGGCACGGAGUGUCCCGGGUGUUUCUGCGGAACCUGGGAUAGGUGGAUCUAGAAGCAACGCCGCGGCGCUUGGCCAGAGUCAGAAGACACGCCCUUGCCCUUGUGCUUGGGAGAGACAUACGAGCUGCCUUUCUCUCCGGGAACCUGAGGAGAAGGCUGUAAAUCAACCAAGAGAGUCCAGAGAACUCAUCUUGCUGAGGAAGAGACCCAGGAGGCUGCUGGAAGGAGGUGAACACAGGGAGCGAUGGCUCCCAGUUUGCACCCUGCCUAGCAGCAGCCCCAGCUCCCAGCCAGGCCAGGCAGGAUGUGCCACUAGACAGCCAUGGAUGGGGCCCACAGCGCAGGCCUGCAGCUGCAGCCACUCCCGCCCACCAGCAGCUCCAUGAGCCUGAGCAGCAGCGAUGGCUCCUUCUCCUACAAGGAAAACUUGAUUGGCGCUCUCUUGGCGAUUUUUGGGCACCUUGUGGUCAGCAUCGCCCUUAACCUGCAGAAAUACUGCCAUAUCCGCCUGGCAGGCACCAAGGACCCCCGGGCCUACUUUAAGACCAAGACAUGGUGGCUGGGACUGCUCUUGCUGCUGCUGGGCGAACUGGGCGUGUUCGCAUCCUAUGCCUUCGCCCCACUGUGUCUCAUCGUGCCGCUCGGUGCCGUCUCUGUGAUAGCGAGCGCCAUCAUCGGAAUCAUAUUCAUCAAAGAAAAAUGGAAACCUAAGGAUUUUGUGAGGCGCUAUGUCUUGUCCUUUGUUGGAUGCGGUUUGGCCAUCGUGGGCACCUACCUGCUAGUGACAUUUGCACCCAAUAGUCAUGAGAAAAUGACAGGCGAGAACAUCGCCAGGCACCUCGUGAGCUGGCCUUUUCUCCUGUACAUGCUGGUGGCGAUUGUCCUGUUCUGCCUGCUCCUAUACUUCUACAAGGAGAAGAACGCCAACAGCAUCGUCGUGAUUCUCCUCCUGGUGGCCUUGCUUGGUUCCAUGACAGUGGUGACAGUCAAGGCUGUGUCAGGGAUGCUGGUGCUGUCCAUCCAGGGCAACCUGCAGCUGGACUACCCCAUCUUCUACGUGAUGUUUGUGUGCAUGGUGGCCUCUGCCAUCUACCAGGCCACGUUUUUGAGUCAAGCCUCUCAGAUCUAUGACUCCUCCUUGAUCGCCAGUGUAGGCUACAUCCUGUCCACCACAGCAGCCAUCACAGCAGGUGCGAUCUUCUACCUGGACUUCCUUGGGGAGGAAGCGCUGCACAUCUGCAUGUUUGCACUGGGGUGCCUCAUCGCCUUCUUAGGUGUGUUCUUAAUCACGAGAAACAGGAAGAAGGCCAUUCCAUUCGAGCCCUAUAUUUCCAUGGACGCCAUGCCAGGUAUGCAGGACAUGCAUGCAAAAGGGACAACGGUCCAGCCUGACCUCAAAGCUUCUUUUUCCUAUGGGGCCUUGGAAAACAAUGACAACAUUUCUGAGAUCUACACCCCGGCCACACUGCCCGUCAUGCAGGAGGAGCAUAGCUCCAGAAGCACCCCUGGGGUUCCCUACCGUGUCCUGGAGCACAACAAGAAAGAAUGAUCUGCCUCCCUUAAUAACUGCCCACAGACCACCCGUGGUUCCACCCUUUGUCCAACCUGCCUUUCAAGUGUCCUGGUUUUAAACUGAGAACCCUGCAAGAUGAUCUCGGGAGGCCCUUGUCUCUGACAGAGAAGCCGUUGGAUGACUGUGGCCUUGGAAAUUUCAACUAGUUGGGGAGUGUCCCAGGUGAGCUAUGUGGCAGGUUAGCCCAGUGGGGGUUGAAGCCAUUUUACCUCCUUGGAUGGUCAGUGAGUAUCAGGUAGUGAUUGCAGCUACCAUAUAUUCCUUAGUGUGAAAGCAAGAGAGAGUCCGUCUGCUCCCUCUUUGCAAAUCCAGCUAAAGGCUGGAGCCCUUCCCAGUCAGUCUUCCUUCACCCAACAUGCCUGCCUCGGCUCUGCCUGCUUCACUCAUGAGUCUAUAGCUCUGAAGACUUUGGUGCCCCUUUUGCCAAGCCCAGCAGGGCCAACCCUGAGUGGAACAAGCUGUCACCUGCACCUUGGUGGUGUACAUGGGUCUUCUGUGAAGACCUGGUGGUGAGUUUCUGCUGGGCCUGUUCUGAAAACUGGCUUGGCUCCAGUCCUGUGAAGAUUAUUUCAUUGCUUCCUCCCUCCAAAGAAGUCAAGAGAAUGGGGGGGGGGCACAAUGGGAGUGGUGGGGAGUUGAGAUUCAGCCCUCUCUGUUUCAAACUGGUGAGAAAGGUUCCUAGUGACUCUCCUGUCCCGGUGUCCUCCUGUCCCUGUGUCCUCCCAUCCUGGUGACUCUCCUGUCCUGUGUCCACCCAUCCUGGUGACUCUCCUGUCCCGGUGUCCUCCUGUCUCUGUGUCCUCCUGUCCCUGUGUCCUCCCAUCCUGGUGACUCUCCUGUCCUGUGUCCACCCAUCCUGGUGACUCUCCUGUCCCUGUGUCCUCCUGUCCCUGUGACUCUCCUGCCCCAGUGACUCUCCUGUCCUUGUGUCCUCCUGCCCCUAUGAUUCUCCUGUCCCGGUGACUCUCCCGUCCAGCUUCACAGAGGACAUGCUGAGGUCCGAGUAAGACAAGCUACUCUGUCUCGGGCACAUCUGGCUCCUGGGAAGAGUCCUCAUGAAGACCAGCUUCCAUCUCCUUCCUUCCUUCCUUCCUUCCUUUCCUUUUAGACCCACUAGCUAAGCUUCAUCUGCUGUUUCCCAUCUUUGGGCCACCGGGGUCUCCAGCCCCCAGCUGGGUCCAGGAGGAGCAGGCAUUUUCACACACAGGUCUGCAGCUUUCUUCCUGUCUGUUUCAUCAUUAGCUCCCCCACCCACCCCUGACUCUGCACCAAUGUGCACAUUUGAGAUUGGCAGGCAAAGGCUUGCAGGCUUUUAUGGGCAUCAGAAUUCCAUAGGGGUUUGUUUAAAAUGAGGUUCCUCACUCCAACUGUAGUGACCUGGUUCAGGGGACCUGGAGUGGACCCCAACAGUCUGCAUCAUUAGUGGGCAUCACAAGAAAUCUUGAGUCCCAGAACCCAGAGAGCAUACUCCCUCAGAAACCUUCUCACGGGUCACUAAAUCCAGAGUGGCUACACAUCCCUGCCACAAGGUUCAAACCUCCAGUUUCUUACCCUCUCUGGGUUCUGUAGGCAAGCCAGAUGGCCUCAUAGGACCUGCAGCAGUCCCUACCCAGUGAGCACCACUCUAAGGUGACAGUGUUAAUAGGUCAGUGUUGAUAGGCCAUUCCCAUCCCAGCUCUUCACACUCAAACAGUGCUCUGACUUCAGGACUUUGCCAUCUGCUACAGAGCCUAUGACCACUUCUGUAUUUCAUCUUGACCAUGUCUGUAUUGUGGCUUACAUGCCUGAGAUAGAGAUGGCAGCAGAGAAAUGGCUCUUCAGCUCAGCCCAGCAACACCUAAGGGGGCUUUUACCAUGUGUUUAGCCUACAAAGCUACACAGGUAAUUCUGCUCUCCAGGCCUACAGUGGGAGACACAGUCUUGGGUGGGGCAGACUGUGCCACAGAAAAGCACAGAGUCACAGAGGCCCUACUGGGGCUGGUCCCUGAACUCAAAAGGUGUUUAGAAUUGGAGGUAAUUUUCAUGCAUUCAUGGAUGGUGGCAGAUAUAGCUAAGAUAGAGAGUAGGUGAUCCUCACGCCCUGCUCCUGAGGACAGGGCAGCUUUGCAAAGUCAGAAAUUGGAGCCAGGGUUGUCAAAGAGUCUCAAAAGACAAGCAAUGUGACAGGCGUUGGUGGGGCACACCUUUAAUCCCAGCACUCGGGAAGCAGAGGCAAGCAGAUCUAUAUUAGUUCAAGGCCAGCCUGGUCUACAGAGUGAGUUCCAAGACAGCCAGAGCUACGCAGAGAAGCCAUAUCCCAAAAUACCAAAAGAAAAAAGAAGACACGCCAUGGAAGUCAAGUAUAGUGCUUCACACCUGUGAUCCCAGCACUUGGGAGACUAUUUUCCUCCAGAAGGAUUGUCACAUGUUUUAGGCUAACUUGGACUACCAUGUGAGACCCUGUCUCAAAACAGGAUUAGCAGUGGAGGCAGACUCUGACAGGCUUGAAUAGCUGUCAGAGGCGUGUAACCUAGAGAGUGUGGGAGCUACUGAAGAUUCAUGAGGAAGAGAGUAACAGUCAGAACCUAUUGGAAAGGAGACCCUGUUCUACGGAGGGAUGGGGAGAGAUGGACCCUUCAUGGUCAGGGUCCAGGCCCCUAAGAACAAAGCAUUAAAAUCAGAUUUUUCUUCUGUUCCAAUAGUGCCUGUCAGUUGCCUGGCGGGGGGGGGGGGGGGGGGUAGUCUGAAGCUGACCAGGAUCAGGAAGUGGGAAGAAGCGAGCGGGGAGGCUGAGCAUGGCAAACCCAGGUGGGCACCCAUCAUUUGGGCAUGGUAUGUGUGCCCAGCCUCCCUCUGCCCCUUCCCUCCCUCUUCUGUUUAGCCCUGACUGUUGCCACUCCUGGCUCUGACAGCGCCUACCCACCCCCACCCCCACUCUUACCCAUCCUCACCCUGCAGAUAGGCAUUCAAUGCGUAGCUCAGGCUGGUCUUGAAAUCUCAGUCCUCCUGCCUCAGCCUCCGGAGUGCUGGGAUGGCUGUAUACCACCUUCUCCAGCUCCCAUCUGAACUCUCCUGGCAACACAAAAUGCCACACCGCUGCCUGUCUCCCAACCACGAGGCACCUCCAGCAGGUCAUCAACCAUAGGCUAAUCUCCAUUUGUUCUCUGGUCCUCCUCUCCCACCCCUACUGCGGCUCUCCGUUCCGCAACCUGGGGUUCUGGGUCCCUGAUUAAACAUUAGGACACACGUUCUUGCAGACUGCUGCUUCAGAAGAGGGGUGCCCUUACCCCACAUUGCAGCCUGAUGACACCCUCACUUUCAGCACCAGGGUUUGGGGGAUCAGUGCGGAACUGAGCGCUGGGUGGGAGAAGAGCUCAGGGUUGCCUUUCCUGUGGACCCAGACAGCCCGAGGGUACCAUGCGAACGGAUGCACGUGGUCAUCAGAGGAGGACUGGGCCCUGCCCACUCUGCAGUCUUGCAGAUUUCAAAUGUGACCCAACCCUGACACGGAAGCGCCCUAUAAAUGAAGUCACUCUAGAAUAUAGUCUAUAGAUGCUUAUAUUUUGUUAACAUCAAAACUAAUACAGCAUGUGUUAGUUCACAAAAAUGUGUGUACUGUGUGCAGAUAACAUUAUAAAGCGGUAUUUAAUUAAAAUUCUAAGCAGUAACUUGGAGUUCAAGUCCUGUGUUUGGCAAAUAAAUACUUCAGCAACCA